CCCUUCUCCGCCACCGUAGUUGUUUCUGAUGACAUAGCUGUUUUCCUAGGAGUUAAACAUGGCAAGUAAAGGGGGGAAACAGAGCCGCUCAAGUUCUGGGUUAUCUGGGAGGAAAGGAGCCGGGGAGCAGGAGGAGGAGCAGCAGCCGCUGCAGGCCGUUUUAGUUGCUGACAGCUUUAACCGGAGGUUUUUCCCGGUGACCAAAGACCAGCCGCGGGCUUUGCUGCCCCUCUGUAACGCUGCUAUGAUAGACUACACCUUGGAGUUCCUCACCUCCACUGGUGUCCAGGAAACAUUCGUCUUCUGCUGCUGGAUGGCCAGUAAAAUCAAAGACCACUUGUUGAAGUCAAAGUGGUGCAGACCCUCCUCUCCAAACACAGUUCACAUCAUCACCUCAGAGCUGUACAGAUCUCUUGGAGAUGUGCUCAGGGAUGUUGAUGCUAAGUCUCUGGUGCGCUCUGACUUUGUGUUGGUUUGUGGAGAUGUGGUGUCCAACAUUGACAUCAGUCAGGCCCUGCAGGAGCACAGGCACCGGCGAAAGACGGAGAAAAACAUCUCAGUCAUGACUAUGAUCUUUAAGGAGUCCUCACCAGGUCACAGGUCCCGCUGUGAAGAGGAUGAUGUUGUCGUGGCAACGGACAGCAAGAGUCAGCAGAUCUUACACUAUCAGAAGACACAAGGGCUGAAGAAGCUACAUUUUCCAAUGAAUAUUUUCCACAGUGGGAGUGAUGAGUUUGAAAUCAGGCAUGACCUCCUGGACUCUCACAUCAGCAUCUGCUCUCCACAGGUCGCCGAGCUCUUUACGGAUAACUUUGAUUAUCAAACCAGGGAUGAUUUUGUCCGAGGGAUACUGGUCAACGAGGAGAUUCUCGGCAAUCAGAUCCACAUGCACGUCACCAAGGACGGCUACGGUGUCCGCGUGUCCAACUUGCUCAUGUACGAUUCCGUGUCGUCAGACUUUGUGCGUCGCUGGUUCUACCCCCUAACACCUGAGUCCAACUUCACGGACCAGGAGGGACGCAGCUGUACUUACUCUCGCCACAAUGUCUACCGGGGAUCAGGGGUCAGCCUGGGCCACGGCAGCCAGAUGGAACAAAAUGUUCUCAUUGGCUGCGACACCAGCAUAGGUGCCAACUGCUUCAUCUCUAACAGCGUCAUUGGUGACAACUGCAUCAUAGGUGACAAUGUAACGCUGGACCACGCCUACAUCUGGAAUAAUGUUCACAUCGCCAGUAAUGUGGUGAUCAGACAGUCUGUGGUUUGCGACAAGGCCGAGGUCAAGGAGAGGGUGACCCUUAAUAAGCAGUGUGUCCUGUCAUAUGAUGUGGUGAUUGGACCAGACGUGUCUUUGCCAGAAGGAACUGUUGUUUCCAUGCACCAUCCGGAUGAGGAAGAAGAGGAGGAUGCUGAUGAGUUCCUCAGUGAUGAUGCUGAGGUUGGGCAGAGUAAAGACAAAACCAAACAGAAAGUUUUUAACCCGGCAGAGGUUGGAAGCCAAGGGAAAGGUUACAUCUGGAAGGCCAGCAGUCUGGAUGAGACGGAGGAAGAGGAGCUGUCUCAGUGUCUCUGGGGUUUGGUGUUGAACCCGGAUCCUGAGAGCGACAGCGAAGACGGCGAACCAGACGGCCCCGAUGACCUCAUGAUCCCCUCCCCUGAGAUGGAUGAUGUUAAAGUUUUCCAGAUGGAGGUGCUCGGGACUCUGCAGAGAGGUUUAGAGGAGAACAUUGGCUGUGAUAACCUGGUGCUGGAGAUCAACUCACUAAAGUACGCCUACAACAUCAGUCUAAAGGAGGUGAUGCAGAUUCUAACUAACGUGGUGCUGGAGUACCCCUUCCAGCAGCAGGGACCAAACCUCACCCCUGCACAAUACGUAGCCCUGCUUCUGCCGCUGUUGAAGCAAUGGGCACCAGUCUUUAAGAACUAUGUGAAGAGAGCACAGGACCACCUGGACUGUCUAGCUGCCUUUGAGGAGCAUUUUCUAGAGCAGGAGAGUCACUGGGCUGCUAUAGGGAAGGUCCUUAUGAACAUGUACGAGCUGGAGAUCUUGGAGGAGGAGAUGAUACUGCGCUGGUUCUCUCAGGGAGCCACGACGGAUCAAAGCAGACAGCUGCGCAAGAAUCCGGGGCUUCAGAAAUUCAUCCAAUGGUUGGAGGAGGCUGAAGAAUCUUCAGAAGAUGAAGAAUAACAACAAUCACUUCCUUACAGUUUAAUUUAUUAACUCUUUAGCAUAAGCUGCUGUGUGACUGAAGGGAAAUAAGG
Molecule: messenger RNA, 2259 nt
Organism: Cyprinodon tularosa
Lineage: Eukaryota; Metazoa; Chordata; Actinopteri; Cyprinodontiformes; Cyprinodontidae
Gene: eif2b5
Product: eukaryotic translation initiation factor 2B, subunit 5 epsilon
Exons: 16
Coding region: 59-2185 (708 amino acids)
Biological process (GO): biosynthetic process
Cellular component (GO): eukaryotic translation initiation factor 2B complex
Molecular function (GO): translation initiation factor binding; guanyl-nucleotide exchange factor activity; translation initiation factor activity
Source: RefSeq, a predicted model, not a curated record